CAUUACUCUACCACAAAAAUGGCACCCCAAUUCGAGCCUCUGAAAAACGAUUUGCUUCUCCGGACGGCAAGAGGUACAGGAAGCCUCUCUCACAGUGUUCAAUGACACGUUUAAUCAAUUGAGUAGGAGAAAAGGUGGAACGCCCGCCCAUUUGGGUGAUGCGUCAAGCCGGACGAUAUCUCCCGGAAUACCACGAAGCCAAAGGAAGCCAUGAUUUCUUCGAAUGCUGUCGCUCGCCCGAAAUCGCCUCCACCCUAACACUCCAACCGAUCGAACGAUUUGAGGGGCUCAUCGAUGCCGCCAUAAUAUUCUCCGACAUUCUGGUGAUACCGCAGGCGAUGGGUAUGGAAGUCAUAAUGGUGGAUAAGAAGGGACCGCACUUUCCGGACCCGCUACAGACACCAGAGGACAAGCAAUACCAGGAAAUAAUGGAGCGCAAGGUGGACGUCAAGGAAUCACUGGAUUAUGUCUAUAAUGCCAUAACACUCACGAGGCAGAAACUGGCAGGGCGGGUACCUCUAUUGGGCUUCUGCGGAGCUCCAUGGACGCUAUUGAGCUAUAUGGUGGAAGGCGGAGGAAGCAAGAUGUUCAUACAGGCAAAGACUUGGAUCUUCAAGUACCCAGAAGAAAGCAAGGCCCUGCUUCAGAAGAUUGCAGAACUUUGUGUGGAGUAUCUAGCUUUGCAGGUGCAAGCUGGAGCACAGAUGAUCCAAGUCUUCGACUCGUGGGCCGGCGAGCUCUCUCCUUCCUCCUUCAAGACUUUCGCGCUCCCAUAUCUGAAACACAUCGCCGACAACUUACCAAACCGGCUACAAGAGCUCGGACUUGAGCGGGUACCGAUGACCGUGUUUGCCAAGGGGGCGUGGUACGCACUGGGGGAUUUGUGCGAGUCCAACUACGACGUUGUCGGCUUGGACUGGCUCCACGAUCCCGCUGAGGCGUACAAGAUCGCGCGCUCUAAGGGGAAGACGGUCCAAGGUAACGCGGAUCCUGGUGUGUUGUACGGCGACAAGGAAGCCAUCACGGCUGUUGUCAAGGAGAUGGUCGCUGGCUUCGGCGGAGGCAAACAGGGGUGGAUUGCUAAUCUCGGUCAUGGCAUAACACCAUUUGCAAAGCCCGACGAUCUAAAAUUCUUCUUCGAAGAGAUCCACAAAUAUACAACAUAGUGUACAAUACUAAUUCGGACAUUGCAUGCUACCGAUUCCCUCGGAUCACUUGCCUUCUUCGCCGAUAUCCUCAUUCCUGGCAAGCAGUCAGUAUCAGGGCACUCUAACGGCAAUACAGGUAUGACCGACCAGUCUCCAGGCUUCUCCUGAAUGAAAUUCUUCAUCAGCUCUUGG
Molecule: messenger RNA, 1340 nt
Organism: Trematosphaeria pertusa
Lineage: Eukaryota; Fungi; Ascomycota; Dothideomycetes; Pleosporales; Trematosphaeriaceae
Product: uroporphyrinogen decarboxylase
Exons: 4
Coding region: 159-1166 (335 amino acids)
Biological process (GO): heme biosynthetic process
Cellular component (GO): cytosol
Molecular function (GO): uroporphyrinogen decarboxylase activity
Source: RefSeq, a predicted model, not a curated record